Messenger RNA from Pogoniulus pusillus (Red-fronted tinkerbird), 8931 nucleotides. RefSeq names its product integrin subunit alpha V (gene ITGAV). The coding region runs from base 236 to 3337 and encodes 1033 amino acids. Gene Ontology annotation, cellular component: external side of plasma membrane; integrin complex. Gene Ontology annotation, molecular function: integrin binding. The transcript is spliced from 30 exons. Gene Ontology annotation, biological process: integrin-mediated signaling pathway; angiogenesis; cell-cell adhesion. The record is from RefSeq and is a predicted model, not a curated record. Lineage: Eukaryota; Metazoa; Chordata; Aves; Piciformes; Lybiidae.
CUCUGCCGGCGGAAGGGCGAGGCGAGCGGGGAGCGGCGGCGCGGCCCCGGCCCGGUGCGGAGCAGGGCCCGCCUCCGCACCACAUGAUGCCGCUGCUCCUUCCUGCCGCCCCUGUCCCGAGGAGAAAAGGGAACUGGGCGCAGGGCGGGAGGAAGUGACUGCGCUCCACGCCCCGCCGCGGGAAACACGCAGCCCCUGCUUCCCGACCCCUGUCCCCAGUGGGCCGGGCUGGGCUAUGGCGGGGUUGUGGCUGCUGCUGGGCGCCGCGCUGGCCCCGGCCGCUAGUGCCUUCAACCUGGACGUGGAGCGCCCGGCUGUCUACUCGGGCCCCGAAGGCAGCUACUUCGGCUUCGCGGUGGAUUUCUUCGCUCCCGACCCAUCCUCGGUAUCUCUUCUGGUGGGAGCUCCAAAAGCAAACACAACUCAGCACAACAUCGUAGAAGGAGGACAGGUGCUAAAAUGUAGCUGGAAUUCAAACAGAAACUGCCAGCCGAUUGCAUUUGACUCCACAGGCAACAGAGAUUUUGCUCCCGAUGAUCCACUGGAAUUUAAAUCUCAUCAGUGGUUUGGAGCUUCUGUGAGAUCAAAAAAUGAUAAGAUUCUGGCCUGUGCCCCCUUGUACCACUGGAGAACUGAAACGAAACAAGAGAGAGAGCCUGUAGGAACUUGUUACCUGCUUGCUGGAUCAAAAUCUGUGGAAUAUGCACCCUGCAGGUCAACCACUAUUGAUGCAGAUGGACAGGGGUUUUGUCAAGGUGGAUUCAGCAUUGACUUUACAAAGGGGGACAGAGUGCUGCUUGGAGGACCUGGAAGUUUUUACUGGCAAGGCCAACUUAUUUCUGAUCGAGUGACAGAAAUUGUGGCUAAAUAUGACUCCAAAGUCUACAGCACGAAGUAUGAUGACCAGUUAGCAACCAGACCUGCCAGUGCUGCUUUUGAUGACAGCUACUUGGGUUAUUCAGUGGCUGUUGGAGACUUCAGUGGUGAUGGCAUUGAAGACUUUGUAUCAGGAGUUCCGAGAGCCGCAAGGACUCUGGGCAUGGUGUCUAUUUACAAUGGGAAAAACAUGUCUUCCAUGUACAACUUCACUGGGGAACAGAUGGCUGCAUAUUUUGGGUAUUCGGUGGCUGCCACAGAUAUCAAUGGGGACAAUUACACAGAUUUAUUUAUUGGAGCCCCUCUCUUUAUGGACCGAGGUUCUGAUGGGAAACUUCAGGAGGUCGGCCAGGUUUCGAUUUGCCUUCAGCGAGCCUCUGGAGGGUUUCAGAUCACAAAGCUGAAUGGUUUUGAGAUAUUUGCGAGAUUCAGCAGUUCUAUUGCACCUCUAGGGGAUCUAGAUCAGGAUGGCUUCAAUGAUAUUGCGUUUGCUGCACCAUAUGGUGGAGAGGACAAGAGGGGACUGGUCUAUAUCUACAAUGGAAGACCAUAUGGUUUGAAUGCAGUCCCAUCUCAAAUCCUUGAAGGGCAGUGGGCCGCUCGCACUAUGCCACCCAGCUUUGGGUACUCGCUGAAAGGAGCCACAGAUGUGGAUAUAAAUGGAUAUCCAGACUUGAUUGUUGGAGCCUUUGGUGUUGAUACAGCUGUUUUGUACAGGGCUAGACCAGUUAUUCGAGUAAAUGCUGCCUUGGAAGUCAAUCCAACUAUUCUAAACCCAGAAAACAAAGCCUGUUCGCUGUCAGGUGUCAAAGUGUCUUGUUUCAAAGUAAAGUUCUGUCUAAAAGCGGAUGGCAAAGGAAAGCUCCCAAAUUCACUCAAUUUCCAAGUGGAGCUGCUGUUGGAUAAACUGAAGCAGAAAGGAGCUAUAAGGAGAGCUCUCUUUCUUCACAGCAGGCAGCCCAGCCACUCUAAGAACAUGACCAUUACCAAGGGGGGCAAAAUGAACUGUGAAGAGCUUGAUGCUUUUUUGAGGGAUGAAUCUGAAUUUAGAGACAAACUAACUCCCAUCACUAUUUUCAUGGAAUAUCGUCUGGAUUACAGAACAGCUGCAGAUGCAACAGGGCUGCACCCUAUCCUCAACCAGUUCACUCCUGCUAAUAUGAGCAGACAGGCACAUAUUCUGCUGGAUUGUGGUGAGGAUAAUAUCUGCAAACCAAAGCUGGAGGUAUCAGUAGAAAGUGAUCAGAAGCAGAUCUAUAUUGGUGAUGAUAAUCCCUUGACACUAAUUGUCAAUGCUCAGAAUCAAGGGGAAGGUGCCUAUGAAGCAGAACUCUUUGUCAUCGUUCCACCCCAGGCAGAUUUCAUUGGUGUUGUUCGUAACAAUGAGGCUUUAGCAAGACUGUCAUGUGCAUUUAAAACAGAGAAUCAAACUCGCAUGGUAGUCUGUGACCUGGGAAAUCCCAUGAAAGCAGGAACUAAGCUAUUAGCUGGCCUGCGUUUCAGCGUGCACCAGCAGUCUGAAAUGGAUACCUCUGUCAAGUUUGACUUGCAGAUACGAAGCUCCAACCUGUAUGACAAUCUGAGUCCAGUAGCAUACUAUCAGGCUGACCUUGCUAUUUCAGCAGCUGUUGACAUUAGAGGCGUGUCAUCUCCUGAUCACAUAUUCCUUCCCAUUGCAAACUGGCAGCCAAAGGAGAAUCCAGAAACAGAAGAGGAUAUUGGGCCUUUGGUUCAGCAUAUCUAUGAGCUGAGAAACAAUGGUCCAAGUGCAUUCAGCAAGGUGAUGAUGACUCUGCAGUGGCCUUACAAAUACAAAAAUGACACACUGCUGUAUAUUGUUCAAUAUGAAAUUGAUGGCCCCAUGAACUGCACUUCUGAUAUGGAAAUCAAUCCCUUGAAAAUCAAGAUUUCUGCUUCUAAAGAUGAUGACAGGAACGAAACGCUUAGCAGGGAAGAUAACCACAAUCAUCGUAUCAGUCGAAGGGACCUAACUGCAAUGGAAGGAGAUGUGCAGACUUUGGGCUGUGGGACUGCUGAUUGUUUGAAGAUAGUCUGUCAAGUUGGUCACCUGGAAAGGGGAAAGAGUGCAAUAUUAUUCUUGAAAUCACGCCUUUGGACCCAAACAUUCAUGAAUAAAGAAAACCAGAAUCACUCCUAUUCUCUCAAAUCCUCUGCUGCUUUCAAUGUUAUAGAGUUCCCCUAUAAGAACCUUUCCUUUGAAGACAUCCACAAUUCUACAGUAGUUACUACAAAUAUUACAUGGGGCAUUCAACCACAGCCUAUGCCCGUGCCAGUGUGGGUUAUAAUUUUGGCUGUCCUAGCAGGAUUACUGCUCUUGGCUGUUCUAGUGUUUGUUAUGUACAGGAUGGGCUUUUUCAAACGUGUGAGACCACCUCAGGAAGAACAAGAAAGAGAACAACUACAACCACAUGAGAAUGGGGAAGGAACCUCAGAAGCUUAAGCAGAGUUUUAUCUGUAAAACACUGAAGUUUUACAAUGCCUACGUCUUGGUUACAACUAUUGGUUUCCCUCUUAAGGAAGAAAGACUCUUGACUGCAGAGCUGCUGGUCUUGGAAGGUAUCAGCACGUACACAAUAAGAGCAAUAUAUUUAAAUCCUUUAUGCAUUCUGUUCAUUCUUGUGACUAACACAUCUGCACUGAUCUGUGUGUGAAAAAAAUCAGUAGUAUGUAGUGCCACGAUUUUGCUUGUUGGGAUGUAGGAAACACCAUCUCUCUCUUGAUUCCUGGACCAACUGUGCAUGAAUUGCUACACAGAUUUCACAUUUGCUCCUGAAGCCAACAGCUUCCGUAGAUACUUGCUGGAUGUCAUGUUUAGUUUUAGUUGAUACUUUUUAUUGGAAUACACUACACUUCAUUUCCUAGUUCCUGAAAGCAAGUUGCACAAAAAAAAUGAAUGCAGCUUGUCCUAUGAAACUGAAGAAUGUUUUUUGACCCACUAACUCUGAUGAUGAUUUUCCUCCUGCUUGAGAAGUACUCAGUGGAAUCAUUCACAUCCGAUACCUGUUCUGCAUGGCUGUUCCUUUCCUCCUUGGUCAUAUGGCUUGUGGUUCCCCUCUAGACUUUACAACUGUUGUUCUCCAGAUCCUAGGUCUCUUACUACAGAGAUAGGGCUUACAGAAAGGGGAGUGAGCAGUAGAAUGCUGAGGAUGGUGUUGUUUUUGUGGGGCCUAGUGAAAAGAUUUGCAGUUAGAUCCAAAGACUCUGCUGUGUAUUUUUAUGAAGCAGGACACAGGUGCUCCACAGAAUUCUCAGCAGCAUGGACUCCUAGAAUCAUAGAAUGGGGACCUCAAAGAUCAUCCAGUUCCAACCCUCUGCCAUAGGCAGGGACACCUCCCACUAGAACAGGCUGACCAAGGCCUCAUCCAGCCUUGAACACCUCCAGAGAGAGUAUCCACAACCUCUCUGGGCAACCUGUGCCAGUGUCCUGCCACCCUCACUGGAAAGAACCCUUUCCUAACAUUUAGUUUGAACCUCCCCUCUUCCAGUUUAAACCUAUUACCCUUUGUCCUGUCAUUGCAAGACCUUGUAAAUAGUCCCUGCCCAGCCUUCUUGUGGGUUCCCUAGAUUCAUUCAGGUACUGCCUAAAACAGGGUGAUAAACUGUGGUUGCCAACCCCCAUCUCCAAUAAGAAAACCCACAGCCUUUCUGUUCACAAGUCAAGUCUUUAUUUCAUUUUGUUCAUUCAUAGCACAUUUCAUUGCACAAAACACAUUCCAUUGCACACAAGGCAUUUUGUUAUGUUCCAGACAUUUCAUUACCAGACACUAAGAUACUUUAUUUCAUUGGUUGUUUAAACAUACCAAAAGUUCAGCGCUUUAAAGCCAUGUGUUUAUGUCAUUCUUAACUUACUGCCCUUGCACUGGUGUGGUUAAGUGAUGCCUUAAGAGAGCAUAAGAACACUGUCAAUAUGCAUUUCAUAGGCAUGUUAAAUGCAGAUUAAGAGGUUGGUUGGCUUGAACCUCGUGUAGCUUUGUCACACGAAUCUUAGUGUGGAUGUACUUAAACUGCUACAAAGGUGCCUUAUAUGAGAUUUGUUUAUUCUCUGUUCCAAAAAAGGAAUAACUUACUUUCUAAACUCCCUGUAUGCAGCCAUAUGCAGAAAGGAAGGCUUCUACUGUAAUUAUAGCAGUGAGAUUUCUCUGUAGGCAAGCUCUUAGAAGAACAGAACUUCUGGUUUUGUUUGGUUUUGUAUGUUGGGAGUGUUUGUUCGAAGCUGCAUCUCUCCCACAAACACUGCAAUGCCCAGUAAACCCAGAAAUAUCUGAAAUGAUGAACAGUUUGAUUCAACUCUCAUUUCUUCAUCCUGUCCACAAAUGGCUUUUGUUGUUAAGCCCAUUCUUACUCGCUGAACCAUGGUGGCAUUUGAGUCAUUAAGAGAGACAGCACAAAGUCUGUGGGGGCCAGUACGUGUAUCAGAUACAGGCUUGCAUAUUUAUCCAUUUGCAUGUUUCUGUUUUAGACAGUUUGUUUAGAUAGGAUGAGAUUACGUGAGAGGGUAUAGGGUGUAAUUCUGCUUUCACUGAAUUUUCAUGGUCUUCAGUGUGGCCAGCAUUGUAUUUUUUUGCUUUUACUUACAGUAUUGUUAAUAGUAAUAUAGUAGAGAAUCAGGAGUCAGCCUUUGAUUCUGGCCUCAAAAUGUGAUUUUAUAAAAUACUGUUUCAGCUACUUACAUGGGCUCCUAACUCACACACUUUGUUGACUGAUUAUCUAUAUAUAAGGAGAUUGUUUCUAUCCAGUCUUAAUCUUAGUAGGUUAAGAGAUUUAAGAGACUGUCAGACAGAUUAUAGCUCUAAUUCUUACAUGUGUGCUUUCAUUACAUGUACACAGUGUUGACUUGAAAUUUAUGAGACUACUUGCAUGUCUAGACAUUGUAAGGAGAUGAAAGUAAAUUACAGUACAAUAGCACGAUCAAGAUCUCUUCAGCUGGAAGGGAAGGGAUACUGCAGUGGUGUUAAUGGCAGUGUUAACUGCAGCUUCAUUUUAUGCUGUGGCAACUGGAAACUCGGGCUGAUUUUCAGGAUAAAAAGGUACAUUUUAUUGGUACAACUACUGUAGCUGAGGAAAGUUUCUUCCGUUUAUUGAAGUUACAUAAAGUAAGAUUUAUUUAAGUGAUUCUUAGUUUCUUGCAUUCUACUGGAGAAUAAAAUCACAUAGGUGCUUCUCCCAUGUCCACUAAUUUCCAGCUUGGUUAGAAAUAAAGUGUAGCAUAUUUAAAUUAAGUAUACAGAUUACUUAGUGGGCAUAGACAGGAUCACAGAACAUUAGAGGUUGGAAGGGACCUCCAGAGAUCAUCCAAUCCAACCCCCCCACCAAAGCAGGAUCAUCCAGGGUAGUCUGCACAGGAAUGCAUCCAGGCAGGUUUUCAAAGUCUCAAGAGAAGGAGGCUCCACAACCUCUCUGGGCAGCCUGUUCCAGGGCUCCAAAUUCAGUUUAAAGUAAUAUUUGUGUUUGAAAAUAAUUCUGAACAAGGAUGCAGGAAACUUUUGAUGUCACAUUCUAUACUCAGUAAGUUUACAGGCUGUGUAUGUACACUUGUGUCCAGUAUAAAGUUCAUACUGACUUACAGGCAUUAAUGUUUUCUUAGAGCAAAUAUUGUAGAAUGAUGUUAAAAUAUUUACAGAAACUUGAAAUAUGCAUUUUGGAAUGCAGAUAAUGCCUUUGAGUUAAAACUAAUGUGCAUAAGAUGCAUACUGCAAGCAUUAAAAAACAAACAAGUGCAGUAACAGAAUGUAGUCCUCUUUUGAGAAUCGUGUUUCAGAAGCAUAUUUUUCAUGACUAUAAAAUCAGUAGCUAUGUAACUAUUUAGUGAAAAUAUUUUAAAAGGAGCUAUAUCUUUUAUAAUGAAAUAUGAAAUUCUCUAAGUACUCCAGCUCGCAUUUCUCACAGUGUCUCAUGAUCAACAUUAAGAAGUGAUUUCUAUUUCGAAAUGCAUGUUUAUCUGUUAACGUAUUUCACAAUAUUUAGAAAACACAAAGCAAGGAACCUUAUUUAUAGGUUUACAUUUCUGUCAGUAGACUAUGAUAUGGUGGAGAUGGCUUUCGCAUAAGCAUGGCUGCGAAGUCAAAUAAUGCGCUGCAUCUGUCAGUAUAAAUUCAGAUCUUUGAGUAAAUGCUCACAGAUUAUCAGUAGCAGGUAUAGAAUUUUCUCUCUCCCAUUUUCCUGUCUUAAAUGUUGAUCUAUACACAUUGAUCUUUGACUCAUGUGAUGUUUGUGGGAGCUUCAAGGAAGUUUGUUGUAUAUGCUCUUUCUUUAUAAAACAUUUAUUCCAAGAAAAUAAUUUUAAUACUGAGUUAUCUCUAGGCUUGUGUCUGUGCUUCAGUAAUCCAAGGUAAACUCUCACGGGUAUUUUGAAAGUGUUUCAGCAAUAACUGGUGUCCUGGGUGAUUUGAGGGAUUCAUGCUGCAUUUAAAUGUUUGCAACAUUUGAGGGUUGCUGUGAGUUAACUUGGCUUAAGCCCUGCAGGAUUUUUUCUUAGACCUUCAGGAACAUUCACAGAGCAGCAUGACCCUGGCAAAAACAAUCUAGUCAGUUUCUGCCUUCAGUCCAGAUGAAAGCCUGUUACGCAGGCCAAUAAUGACACAGACAACCUGACGUUCAUUGCUACUGCCUUAGAAGCAACCCUCUGUGUUCAGUGCUGCUGGCUGUCGUGAAAAAAACCAAACCAGGAGUUGAAAAAAGGAAAAUGGAGAGCCAGAAAAUAAAAAGAUGAUGUCAGACCUGAGAUGAGCCUUACAUCAAAGAGAUUAUUGUGUCUCUGCCCACGAUGGGAAAAAAACUAUCAGUUGUGUGUCAGCAGUGGUCUCCUGUCACAAACACAUCUCACCAUUUGGGUCAUGAUGAUACAGUGAGCUCCACUAACCCUUACUGAUUUGGGUGGGAUCUGAACUCCUUGGUACUGAAUCUCUGGCUUCUCAUUCCCAAGUGCUCAGAUCUAGCUCACUGCCAAGUCAUGUGUUUAUUUCUGUUUGCCUAAGAAGGAAUGUCACAGUUGUUGACUUGCAGUGGUCAGUGUUCUUCAAGACAUUAACAAAAACAGUGUGUUGUGUUGAGGUGAUAAAUGAACAACAGCAUAGAAAGUUUUUGAUGACCCACAUUGGGUGAAACAUAAUGUAAAAAGCAUCCAUUACUAACUCUGGAGUUACUGAUACAAUAUUCUUUUAAGUCCGCUGUGGAAAAUUUGACUAGAGACUAUACAAUAAUGGACUUGAGUCUGUAGUGCAACUACUGAUCCAUGUGGUUAUCCUAUUUAGUAUUUCAGUCUGUUUUUUCCAACAUAUGGAAUAUGUUAUAUUACACAGAAACUCUAACCUUUCAUGCAACGACCUUCUCCAACUAUGCUGCAUAAAGGCUGAAUUACUUGGCCCUUGGCUUUUGCAAAGUAAAUAAAGAUUUAAUGUAGUGUUUGAAUCCUAAGAAAACUUUUACAGCUUUAGGUAGCCCUUUCUAGUCUAUGAAGGAAACCUAUAUGUUCUGUGACACAAAUAUAUUGACAAUGGUAAUAUUUUAUUUCUUCCUAAUAGAUUUUUUUUUUUGCUUGUUUUGUUUUGGUUUUGCUCGUGCGUUAAAUCAGUAGAGCAUUGUUUGCACAAGCAGAAAAUAAACAUACUAAUGAGAGUGCUGCAUUUGGGGUUUCUUAAUCAUGUAGCAAAUACUUGUUAAGAUACAUUACAGUAUUUUCAGUAAGUAUGAACUUGUUUCAGAGGUCUUCGGUACAUUUAAGGAGAGCAAUAUGCAUCUAAAGUCACCUUAUUUUUAUUAAAUUAUAAAUCUGGGGGGGUGAAGCGAGUGUUGUGGCAGAGCAAUUUUGUACUAAUAACAUGUACAUUUUGUACUAACAAACAUGUAGCUUUUCAGCUAUGGUUUUCUUUCCAGCUCAUUCCUUUUUAAUCCUAAUUCAAAUUUGAUUUUGUGAAGUUGUAUUUUUCUAUGUAUGUAUGCAAUUUCAAACUGUUGUGAUUGGGUAAACUGAAAAGUGUUAAAUAUUGAGUUGUUUCUGAUAUUUAGAAUUUGGAAUAAAAUACCUCUUAAUAGGAA